CUUCCUAUAAAUACGAGCACACAGUAAUACAUGUAACGCACACAAUUACACGCAUAAAGCGUUCUAGCAAUCCAUCCACCUAUCGAGGGUUUGAACCUCAGCUCGUGAUUUGUCAUGCGUCUAAACUUUUUGCUUUUUUGUCUUUCUAGGAAAAGAAGAAAAUUGGAUAAUUUCACAGCCGAAGAUGAUACUAUAUCUUUAGACUACAUCGAACUGCAAAAUAUGGAAAUGGAAUCUCCGAUUUCAUCAAAGUUGAAAGUCAGUCAAAAUAACGAUGAGGCGACCAGCUCAAACAUUUUGAACCCACGCAUUGCACAGGUGGAUGACACUUAUCGGGUUCCUAGUCUAUUAGAGGAAGAAGAUACCCAUGAGUUACAAAUAUCGUUCGAUUUGGAAGAAGAGCUUCCUGACAAAACCGUCGGUCGAAGAAUUGUUGCAAUUAGUAAUUUUUUUACAAAAUUACAAUCGAUUUGCAAUCAUGGACCCUUAGGAUGCGGUAUUCAAGAAAUGCAGUUGGUUGGAGAAGUAAAACAUGGGCAUAAUUGAACUUGGCUCUCAUUUCACAUUUAUGUUUUUGUUGGGAAAUCAUUACUUUUGUACAAAAAGUAAGAAAUUACUAGUGUUAAUCAUAAAAGCAGUUGUGCUGAAAACGAGACCCUCGCUAACGCGCGGUCAACUGUCAAAAAAUUUCAGUUUUCAAUAUUUUCUUUUUUUAUACGCCUUUUAGUCUACCUUCAUGCCAAAUAUCAAGUUUCUAGGUUAUCUAAAAGUGGGUUAGGUUUUUGGUAAG
Molecule: messenger RNA, 790 nt
Organism: Cydia fagiglandana
Lineage: Eukaryota; Metazoa; Arthropoda; Insecta; Lepidoptera; Tortricidae
Exons: 4
Coding region: 115-546 (143 amino acids)
Source: RefSeq, a predicted model, not a curated record